Molecule: messenger RNA, 2638 nt
Organism: Xiphophorus hellerii (green swordtail)
Lineage: Eukaryota; Metazoa; Chordata; Actinopteri; Cyprinodontiformes; Poeciliidae
Gene: cdc42se2
Product: CDC42 small effector 2
Exons: 5
Coding region: 299-529 (76 amino acids)
Biological process (GO): regulation of Rho protein signal transduction
Cellular component (GO): plasma membrane
Molecular function (GO): small GTPase binding
Source: RefSeq, a predicted model, not a curated record
CGGAACUUGUCUUACGUAAACAGUCGGCACAGUUCCGGGUUUUUUUUGGGUAUUCUGCUUUCAAGUCGAGCUUGCCUUUCCCUCCGGUAAACCGACCACCUUCUGGUGUGUUUGCUCUCCUGUUUUUUCUGCGGAGCAGUUCUUGUGCCAACAGUUUACUCCGAAGGAACCAGCAGCCCUUCUGUCAGCAGUUUCCGGUGCGUGUUUGUGACUCUGGCAACGGCGAACAGGAAGACAGACGCUGAGAGACGUCUGAGCUGAGAGAGGAAACUGCUGCGGCUUCUUCGUCUGCCUCAGAAUGACUGAGUUCUGGGUUUGUUUCAGUUGCUGCAUUGCAGAGCAGCCGCAACCAAAACGGCGGCGACGAAUCGACCGCUCCAUGAUCGGGGAGCCAACAAACUUUGUUCACACCACACAUGUAGGCUCGGGAGAUAUGGGCCUUGGAUUGGCAUCAGUAGAUCUUGUUCAGGCUCAGAUGAAGUCUAAAGGAGGCUACACACACGGUGGCUCAGAGGGCUCUCAGUUGUAGUGAGGUGAGCUCUUCAGACUUGUGAAAACUACUGUUGUUUUAUGGAAGAAUAAAAAAAAAAGAAAAGAAAAAGCAGUUCUGUCUGUAACGGACCCAGGACCAAAAAAUGAAACUACUGCUUUUCCAAGAUCUUGUACAUAUUUUUAUUUUCCAUUCCUCCCCUUUUUUUAUGAAAGCACUGCUAUCCAUUUGUUGCCAUAAUGUUGCACUGUAAGGAGCAAAUGUUAAGGAUAGAUUGAGGUGUUUAGAGCUCAUAAUGUCAGUCGGUUGUAUGCUUGUGUGUAUGCAUGAGAAAACAUUUUCAGAAAUAUUUGCUGUUGUAGCCUACUGGAUGCCUGUAAUUUAUUGAUUUGAUUUGUGAACGGACCUCAUGGUGGCUGGGCCACGCUGGAUAUGUACAACGUUCAGUUUCUUCUUCAUUCUCAGAGGUUUAUCAAACGACAGAUUAAAAUUAAGCGACGCAAGAAGGUUCCGAUUUUUAUUCUGAGAACUGCUAUUGCUUUUCUGAGUCGCUUUCAGGGUUGAAGGUUGCUGGUUUUGUAAUAAACUUGAAAACAAGUGGAUACACUGGACUAUACGUUGUACACACACACAUGCUUAGGAAUUUCUCUUUAGUUUCAACCAUUUCUUUUUUAAAUCAUUCAGAUUGAAGCAUAUAGAAUUUUAAUAACCUAUAAACUUCCUCAUCUGCCUUCCUAAGUAAUGUUUAUUUUUUUAAAUGUUAGAAGCGCAUUGCUGCAACAACCAUGCUUGUAGUGUUUUAUAGGGGAAAAAAAUCAUUUAAAAAAAAAAAAGCAUUUUGUUUCCAUCAUUGUGCACAAACUGUAGGCAAAUAAUGAACCUUCGUUCAAACAGACCACAAGUGCAGACUGUUCUCUUUGGUAGGUUAGUGUUGUAGCCAUCGACAGAUUUAAUGUAAGUUGUUCAUCCGGUUAAAUGUAACUGAUUGUAUCUUUCACCAGCACACCAAGAAAUCCCAGCUUAUGUGACUGGUAAUCCCUGUUUUAGUUUGGCGUAAUACUGUCCCCAUGAAGGUCUUGGAACGUCUUACGUGGAACUGAGCUCACGCGUCUCUUAAAGUUGUCAUAUGUUUGUCUUUAGUUGUUUUAGUUUCUCAUGUAGACUUUAAUAAGUUUUCAUUAUUACAAGAAAGUAUUAUUCUCUUACCAUGUAGGCACAAAUUCUCUCCCACUGCUGUAGUUUUCCUUUCUCUCUGAAGGGUUUGCCUUUUCCACAAGCACACAAACUUUCCUUUAAAGGGGAAAAGUAAACAAAUGCAGCUAUUGUCUGACUCUGCUGGUUGUUCAGUGAUCAGGGUGGAUUUUACAUCUUUUGUCUAACUUUUUUUUUUCUCACUUGAGAUUGACCUUUUUGUUAUUUCCAUAUCAAGAAAAUGAAAUCAGAAAUAAUAAAAAAAAUAUGUAAAAAUCAAGGAGGCUUUAAUUUUGUAGACAUCGUCGCAUUUUGUUAAUCCUAUGAUUGAAUGUAUUAGGUGCAGCAUGCUAAAAGGUACAAAAGAACUAAAAUUUUAACGUUGGUACCAGCCAUUAGAAAAUGCAGUGUAAUUGUAAAUGCAGCCUUAACUUUUCUCUUUUGGACUUAUUUUAUGACAGAUUUAAUGAAAUUAAGUCAAGUCAGGUUUAGGAAAUACUAUUUUGACACAUCAGCCUGUUUUCUUUGUAUUGUCUGUGUAGUGAUUCUCUGUAAAACAGACUUUUAUGUAAACAUUUUUUUAUCCACAAAAAUCUUAAACAUGAAGUAGUCGAACUGGCAUUUGCAGUACGUUUGUGUGACCAGCAGGCUGUGCUAGUGGACUGCUUGAAUGUGACAAAAUAGAUCAAUCGUUUUGGGAUAUCUUUCAUGACUCAUGAUGAUGCUGUACAUAAAAUAAGUGAUGUAUAAAAGUGAUGACUCCGUGAUAUAUAUGUAUUCAAAUUCAUGCCUAUUUUCUUUUCUGUAAGCUGUUACAGGGAAUGCAGAGUUGGCACAAUGUUUUUCUUUUUCUCAGGACUUAACUUCAUGUAGUUCCCACUUUAAAGGGAUGUUCAACUGUUUGUUUGUUUUUUUUUCCUUUUCUGGGCAAAUAAAUGUUAUAUGUUGUCGCACCAA